This is a messenger RNA of Thlaspi arvense, 1831 nucleotides long. The record is from the annotation of a GenBank genome assembly. Lineage: Eukaryota; Viridiplantae; Streptophyta; Magnoliopsida; Brassicales; Brassicaceae.
ACCACCACGACUUUUGUAUGUAUGGUGUGCUGUGCUUCUCUGUGAUCUUUCAGAAUUUCACGUUCCUUCUUCUUCUCUUCUUCUUUAUUUUCUCUUAAAAAGGAAAUUAUUUAUUUCUCUUAUCAUUACGAUCAUUCUACCAUUUUAAUUACUCCCAGACUUUGCGCCGCUGAGAAAACAAAAAGGAAAGAAAUAUAUUAUAAAAAAAAAAAGGGAAGAAGAAGCUCAUCAGCUUCCAUUUCCAGAUGGUCUUUUGAAUCUGCUCAUUGUUUCGAGAAACAAGAAGCUUUUUUAUCUUGAAAAAUGGGCAAUUGUUUAGAUUCAUCAGCUAAAGUGAAUAACAGCAGCCACAGCUCUCAUGCUAAUUCUGGUUCAUCGGGGUCAAGAGUUUCAAGCAAGACAAGCCGUUCCACAGUGCCUUCAAGCUUAAGCAUAAAUUCUUACAGCAGUUUAGAGUCUUUACCUACACCAAGAACAGAAGGAGAGAUACUGUCAUCACCAAAUCUCAAAGCUUUCACCUUCAACGAGCUCAAGAGCGCUACUAGGAACUUCCGGCCAGAUAGUCUUUUAGGUGAAGGAGGUUUUGGUUAUGUCUUUAAAGGAUGGAUCGAUGGAACAACUUUGACUGCUUCGAAACCGGGUUCUGGAAUCGUUGUCGCUGUCAAGAAGCUUAAAACUGAAGGCUUUCAAGGUCAUAAGGAGUGGUUGGUACGCCGUGGCGCUCAGCCUCUAACAUGGGCUAUAAGGAUGAAAGUUGCAAUAGGAGCAGCCAAAGGGCUUACAUUUCUUCACGACGCUAAAUCGCAAGUGAUAUACAGAGACUUCAAAGCUGCGAACAUUCUACUCGACGCUGAAUUCAACGCUAAGCUUUCAGACUUCGGUCUAGCUAAAGCAGGUCCUACUGGUGAUAGGACACAUGUGUCCACACAAGUCAUGGGUACUCACGGAUACGCAGCACCUGAAUAUGUAGCCACAGGUCGAUUAACAGCUAAGAGUGAUGUAUACAGUUUCGGUGUUGUGCUGCUGGAGUUACUCUCAGGACGAAGGGCCGUGGACAAAUCAAAAGUGGGAAUGGAACAGAGUCUAGUGGACUGGGCAACACCGUAUCUCGGCGACAAGAGAAAGCUCUUUCGAAUAAUGGACACGAGAUUAGGAGGUCAGUAUCCUCAAAAAGGAGCGUACACAGCUGCUAGUCUUGCGCUGCAAUGCCUAAACCCUGACGCAAAACUCAGACCGAAAAUGUCAGAAGUUUUGGCCAAAUUAGAUCAGCUUGAAACUACUAAACAGGGAACUGGAAUUGGCUAUAGACAAGCUCAGCUUGAUUCUCCGAGAGGUAGUGCCGGAGUUGGAACAAGACACGCUCAGAUUGAUUCUCCGAGAGGUAGUACUGGAGUUGGGACAAGACAAACUCAGAUUGAUUCUCCAAGAGGUAGUAAUGGAAUUGGAACAAGACAAGCUCAGAUUGAUUCUCCAAGAGGUAGUAAUGGAAUUGGAACCAGACAAGGUCUGAUUGAUUCUCCGAGAGGUAGUAAUGUGGUACAGAAAUCUCCGAGGAGGUAUAGUUAUGAUCGGCCUCUCUUGCACAUAACCCCUGUUGCUUCUCCUUUGCCUGAUCACAAUCAGUCUCCUCGUGUAAGAUAGUAUCAACGUCAUAGUUUUCUGUUAGUAAAAUGUAUACUCUGUGUGUAAAAUUAUGCAUCUUUUCACACUACAUGGAUUUUUGAUGUUGUUUUGAAACUAUUGUUCAGUUUUUGUUUUCUAAUCGUUUGAAAAUAUCUCAGUAAUAUAAUUUUGGUGAUAGUUGUUAAACUAUGUUAUUCUUGGCUCACCU